UGCUGAUUUCUUUUAUCUUGCCUGGGGUGAAUUAAUCAAGUGAUGUGAACGACUAGACAUAUGACCAAAUUUGACUAAUCGAUUGAAGCCACUGGGUAGCUGAUAGCUAGUCGGGUGCUAAACAAGAUAACGCUGUGCCGACUCAAAGUACAUAAUAUUGUACCGUUGCCUUUAAACACGCGUCUUCCUUUCUAGGUCCGUCAUUUUCCUUUUAUUUGAAGUGGCCACGUAGACUCGGCAGAGCACCAUUUUCCCCCGCAAACUCAGCCCCGAAUUUAGGACUACUAAAUUCAUAGUACGUAUUUUUUUAAUAGUAACAAUGGCUACCGAUGUGCAAUUGAUAAAAAAACAUUUUUCUGUUGUGUUGGUGCUGAGCGGAGGUGACAUCACACCGACACGUACUUAGCCCCCAUCCCCCUUGUGACGCCCCCUUUAAAUGGAACUCCAAUGCCAGCCAGCCAUGUCUAUGGUAGCAGCUAGCCAUACAUUGCUGCGUGCGAAUGAUGCUCUCUACAAUGACACUAAACACCGAAAUGUGAUGUAAAAAAAAAAAAACUCGCUCCCUGAAUCACUGCAACUUGCUCGGCGUGUAAGCAAUGGGAUGCUUCAGGGUUUUCCUGCAGCGUACAAGACGCAAAAUGAAGCUGGAUCUGCUCAGAGAUCUGGGUCGACAGUAUCCAGUGUUCUGUUUCAUGCUGUUGGCCCUCCUCCUGUCCACAGUGCUAUUAAGCAGAUACAUUCACAUCAUCAUGGUAGUUUGGUCCUUCCUGGCUGGUGUUGUUACUUUCUACUGCUCCCUGGGGCCAGAGUCUCUGCUGCCAAACAUCCUAGUAAACAUCAAGCCAAAAAUAAAGUCCUACCAGCAGGAAUUGUUUCCACUGGGCAGCAGCUGUGCCGUUUGUGGGAAGAUCAGGUGUAAAAGGCACAGACACACUUUAUUACUGGAAAACUACCAACCAUGGCUUGAUCUCAAAGUGUCUUCUAAAGUGGAUGCUUCUCUUUCCGAGAUUCUGGAGCUUGUCCUUGAAAACUUUGUGUAUCCUUGGUAUAGGGAUGUGACAGAUGAUGAGGCGUUUGUGGAUGAGCUGAGGGUGACUUUACGUUUUUUCGCCGCCGUGUUGGUCCGUCGAAUCCAGAAGGUUGAUGUUGCAUCCCUCAUUACACGGAAGCUCCUCAAAGUCUCCAUGAAGCACAUUGAGUUAAUCACUAAAGCAAGGCAGAGAGUGAAGAAUACACAGCAUCUACAACAAGCUGUUUUGGAGGAGUAUGGUCCAGACCUUCAUGUUGCCCUUCGUAGUCGCAGAGAUGAGCUACUUUACCUCAGGAAAUUGACUGAGAUGCUCUUUCCUUACAUCCUGCCACCGAAGGCCACAGACUGCAGAUCCCUAACGUUGCUUAUAAGAGAAGUCCUGGCUGGUUCUGUCUUCCUUCCUUCAAUGGACUUCUUGGCUGAUCCUGACACGGUGAAUCAUUUGAUUUUGCUCUUCAUUGACAACUCUCCACCUGAAGAAGCCACAGAGCCAACAUCAGUGCUGGUUCCUUUUCUGCAAAAGUACUCUGACCCUCGCAGCAGAAAGCCUUCAGUUCUGAAGCUGGAGUUAAAAGAAAUUCGAGAACAGCAAGACCUUCUCUUUCGUUUUAUGAACUUCUUGAAGCAAGAAGGAGCUGUCCAUGUGCUGCAGUUCUGCCUCGCAGUGGAGGAGUUCAACGACAGGAUACUGUGCCCAGAGCUGCCUGACGCAGAGAAGAUGAUGCUCCACGAGGAGGUUAAGAAGAUCUACGAGACCUACUGUUUAGACGAGAGCAUUGACAAGAUCCGUUUUGACCCCUUUAUUGUGGAAGAAAUACGUAACAUUGCAGAGGGCCCAUAUGCAGAAGUGGUGAAACUUCAGACCAUGAGAUGCUUGUUUGAAGCAUAUGAACACGUUCUCUCCCUCCUGGAGAAUGUUUUUACGCCCAUGUUCUGCCACAGCGAUGAGUAUUUCCGCCAACUUCUGAGAGGAGCUGAGUCCCCUGCCAGGAAUUCCAAAAUGAGCAGAAAUAGCCUAAGUAUGGAUGACAUCCGGAGCACGUCAAAGAGAGGCGAGUCCUUUGGGAUCGGCCGCAUAGGCAGUAAGAUCAAGGGGGUUUUCAAGAGCACAACCAUGGAGGGAGCCAUGCUGCCAGCUUAUGGGAUGGUGGAGGGAGAGGAUGAUUUGGUGGAGGAAGCCAUGAUGGUGCUAGAGGAUGACUCCCCCAUCGAGGCAGCCUCCACGCCCAGCACCCCGCGUAACCUCUCUGCCUGGAACAUCACCAUCCCGUACAUUGAUUUCUACGAUGAUGAUGUGAAGAGGGAGAGGAUUCCGGUGUUCUGCAUCGACGUGGAGCGGAACGACCGCAAAGCAGGCCAUGAGACCGAGCACUGGUCUGUAUACAGGAGAUACCUGGAGUUCUACGUACUUGAGUCAAAGCUAACCGAAUUUCAUGGAUCCUUCCCAGAUGCACAGCUGCCUUCCAAGAGAAUCAUCGGUCCCAAGAAUUAUGAGUUCCUCACAUCCAAGCGCGAGGAGUUUCAGGAGUACCUUCAGAAACUCCUGCAGCAUCCCGAGCUGAGCAACAGCCAACUCCUGGCUGACUUCCUGUCCCCGCAUAGUGUGGAGUCUCAGUUCCUGGACAAGAUGUUGCCUGACGUAAACCUUGGGAAAAUCAUUAAGUCAGUCCCCAGCAAACUGAUAAAGGAGAAAGGGCAGCAUCUGGAGCCCUUCAUCCAGUCCUUCUUCAACUCUUGUGAGUCCCCCAAACCGAAACCCAGUCGCCCCGAGCUCACCAUCCUGAGCCCCACUUCAGAAAACGAUAAAAAGCUCUUCAAUGACCUCUUCAAAAACAAUGCUAACCGGUCUGACAUAGCAGAGAAGAGGCACAACCAGAACUACUUUAUGGAAAUCCUCACUGUCGAUGGUGUGUACGACUAUUUAAUGUAUGUGGGUCGUGUUGUCUUCCACAUUCCUGACUGGUUGCACCACCUUUUAAUGGGUGGCCGAAUCCUGUUCAAGAACACCCUGGAGGCCUACACAGAUUACUACCUUCAGCAGAAACUCAACCAAGUGGUGGAAGAGCAUCGGCUUGUCUCCCUCAUCACCUUGCUUCGAGAUACUGUUUUCUGCGAGAGCAGUUCGCUUCGCUCAGCUCAGGAUAAGCAGAGGAGAGCAAAGAGGACAUUUGCAGACAUGAUGAGAUACAUUCCAGACCUUCUGGGGAAAUGUAUCGGAGAAGAGGCCAAGUAUGAAGGUGUAUGUCUUCUCUUUGAUGGGCUGCAGCAGCCGGUUGUCAACAAGCAGUUGACCUAUGUUCUCUUGGAUAUUGCCAUUCAAGAACUUUUCCCUGAACUAAACAAGCAGGUGCAGAAGGAGUCUACAGUCAAUGCUCCAUGGAUGUAAAGUGGUACUACUAACAAAAACAUACUAUUAAUGCACUUUUACAAAGACCACUGUUGGUCUUUUUGUCCUGCUGUACAGUCUGUAUACUUAAUUAUGUCAAAUAAAAAAAAUAUAUAACAGUAUUGCAC
Doryrhamphus excisus (bluestripe pipefish) is the source of this 3544-nucleotide messenger RNA. Lineage: Eukaryota; Metazoa; Chordata; Actinopteri; Syngnathiformes; Syngnathidae. The record is from RefSeq and is a predicted model, not a curated record.